AUGGAAGGCGAGGCGCAGAUCGGCGGUCUGCAGCUGCGAUGGCCGUUGGCCAUCGGCACCAUGCAGUGGGGCCGCACCUGGCUGGACGAGAAGCUGAACCGAGGCAACUUGUCGGACGAGACCUGCGCGGCCAUCUACAAGGAGCUCACAGAGGUCCAUGGCAUUCAGCUCUUCGACACCGCAGAGGGCUACGGGGGCGGCACCAGCGAGGAACGCCUCCGGGACAUGGAGCUGAUGGUUGCGGAUGAGAAGAGGACGGGCCCUGUGGUGGCCACGAAGUUUCUGCCCACGCUGCUGCGCUGGACGGAGGCCAGCUUCCGGCGCGCGCUCAAGAGCUCCUUGAAGCGCCUGGGGCAGACCCGCUCGGACAUCUACUUCAUCCACACUCCCAUCCACCCACUGCCGCUGGAGGUUUGGGUGCGGGCUGCGGCGAAGGCUAAGAAGGAGGGCCUCAUCCGCGAGAUCGGCAUCUCCAACUGCAACGCACAACAGGUGCAGCGCGCAUGCGCGGAGGCGGAGAAGCACGGGUGCCGCAUCGCGGCGAACCAGAUCAUGUUCAACUUGCUGUGCUUUAACAGCCCGGAGCUGCAGGCCACAGCCAAGGUCUGCAAAGAGAAGAACGUCCGCAUCAUCGCUUUUGGCACCGUGGGGCAGGGGCUGCUGGUGGACAACCUCACGGAGGAGAAGUUCGGCAAGAUCCGGCUGGCCAAGAUGACGGGCUUGCAGCGCGCGGAGAUCGAAGAGCUGAGGGCGGCCAUUGAAAGACUGGCCCAGAAAUAUCAGAAGUCCAUGGCGCAGAUCUGCUUGAACUGGACCAUCUGCCACGGCGCCAUCCCAUUGGUGGGCACCCGCAGCGUGCAGCAGGCCAGGGAUUCCGUGGGCGCCCUAGGCUGGCGCCUCGACCCGGAGGACGUGCUGGAGUUGGACGCCAAGGCUUUGCGGAGGAGCACUCUGUCGAAGCCGCGCUGGAAGCGCGCUUUGUUCGUGAUCGCCAUCUCCUUGCUGGUCUGCAGCUAUCAGGUGAAUCACUUGGUGGCUUGGGCCCGAUGCAAGUGGCGUUCGCUUUGGGCGCGCGAAGCCGCAGAGUGA
Molecule: messenger RNA, 1089 nt
Organism: Effrenium voratum
Lineage: Eukaryota; Dinophyceae; Suessiales; Symbiodiniaceae
Source: the annotation of a GenBank genome assembly